CGGCACCAAAACGUAACAAUGUUAGCAAUGUUGUUUGCUUUGAUAAUUCUGAGAGCAGCAUUUCCGAUUGAGACCAAAAAGGAUCCUUCUUUGUUGUCUGUGCAGACAGCAGAGCUUGGAGAUACUGUAACUCUACAGAGUGCAGCUUUACAAACAGUAACAUGUAACAUAUAUUGGUAUUGGUAUAAGCAAUCUCUGGGAUUUGUGCCUCAAACAGUCGCUUCUAAAGUGAAUGAUUCAGUGACAGUAUAUCCCCCUUUCAAUUCAAGGUUCACAGUGGACAAAGGGGUUUAUGCCUUUAAUCUUAAAAUCAGAUCCAUAACUAAAGAUGAUGAAGCAAUCUAUUUUUGUCAAGAAGGUUUAUCUAACAGUUGGAGUGGCACAUUUGUAUCAGUCAAAGAUCCCAACGAACAGAGGUUUGUCUCCCAGACUGUGGUCCAACAGCCUGUGUCGGCAUCAGCUCAGCUGGGAGACCCUGUGGCUCUCCAGUGCUCUAUUACCUCCCAGAGGACGGACCACAUUAACCAGUGCCAAGGGGAACCCAGUGUGUACUGGUUCAGAUCAGGACCAUCUCACCCUGCUGCCAUUUACAUGAAUGGAAACAGGAGUGGUGAAUGUCAGAAUAGUUUUGGGCCUCCGUCUGCUCCACAGAGCUGUGUCUACACUCUCCCCAAGAACAAUGUAGACUCCUCUGAUGCUGGGACUUACUACUGUGCCCUGGCAGCAUGCGGGGAAGUUGUGUUUGGAAAUGGAACUAAACUGGACCUAACAGAAACCUACCAUCAUCUGGUUACCGUGGUGCUUGGAAUACUGUUGGCUUGCUGUCUGGUUGGGAAUAUAAUCAAAUUCAUAACCAGAAAUAAAAAGCAAGUUUGGGAGCAUUGCAAAGGAACACUGAGUUCCUCUGACCAUGUUGCAACUGACUCAGUGAUUCAGGAACAACAGGACAGGGAAACGGAUUCCUUGAAUUACGCAGCUUUGGAUUUCCCUGGCAGGAAAACCAAAAAGGGGAAAAAGAACAGUGAACGGACUGAGGAGAGUCUGUAUUCUGAUGUGAGAGAAACGCGACACUGAAGUCCAUCAACCAGGGAGUAUGUGUCCCCUCAUGAGGCUAAAAGAAUGAAUUGGUACUGCCAUGUUCUGACGCAGUUUGGAUUGAUGAAUUUGAAUGCUAUGGUUGUUGGCGGAAAUAAUCUGGACCGUUUUAUUGUUAUGGAUGUAUGUAGAUUGUUUAUAUUUAGUUAUGUUGCUUGGAUUGAAAGAUACAAAUGUGAUUAUAAAACUACAAGAUAGUUAUGGUCCUUGAUUCUGAUUGGCUCAUAGCCGUUGAAGAAUACGGCGUAAAAAAAACAUACAAAAAAAUGUAACUUACAAACACGCAUGUG
This is a messenger RNA of Gadus morhua (Atlantic cod), 1385 nucleotides long. RefSeq lists its product as uncharacterized. NCBI's taxonomy places the organism in Eukaryota, Metazoa, Chordata, Actinopteri, Gadiformes, Gadidae. The record is from RefSeq and is a predicted model, not a curated record. The transcript has 6 exons. The coding region runs from base 19 to 1074 and encodes 351 amino acids. Gene Ontology annotation, biological process: response to bacterium.